Molecule: messenger RNA, 4510 nt
Organism: Acipenser ruthenus (sterlet)
Lineage: Eukaryota; Metazoa; Chordata; Actinopteri; Acipenseriformes; Acipenseridae
Product: 1-phosphatidylinositol 4,5-bisphosphate phosphodiesterase delta-1-like
Exons: 15
Coding region: 609-2951 (780 amino acids)
Biological process (GO): phosphatidylinositol-mediated signaling; lipid metabolic process
Molecular function (GO): phosphatidylinositol-4,5-bisphosphate phospholipase C activity; calcium ion binding
Source: RefSeq, a predicted model, not a curated record
GGGCGUGUCCGUCACUUACCAAACAAGUUUGGAAGACGCUAACAGAGUUGGUUUGUAGGUUUAUAUUAUGUUUGAACUUUUUAUAAGCUAAGCACUUUUUUAAAUAACGAAAUGCUUUUUAAUUGCAAGCGUCUACCUCCUGUGUGCCUUUUUGAAAGAAGUUAUAUUCAAGUUGGAACACGCUACAUACCUAGAAAGGAUGCAAACAAAUCCUGACCAAAACAGUCACCUGCCUGAAUAAUACAGUCCAGUUCUUUACACGUCCUGUAUGCAGAGGUCUAGAAGCCACUCUGCUGAUGCUGUGAAUCGUUUCUCCGCUGACACAAGAAGGCGGCAACGUAGCAAUGGUAUCGAUGGGUGUGGACCUUGUGGAUCACACUGAGAUGACUGUACUGGAGAUGUGAGAAAGAGGCUGGUCGAGAUACUGCUGAGAAACAUCGCGUCCCGUGCUGUGUUCAAUAACGAAGCGGGUCGUUGCUUGACUGCACCAGGUUGUUGCAACUGUGUUUUAUGGAUGAGGAUUAGAUCGUGACUUCUAUUUCUGAGAUUCUCUUAUUCCCACCCCAAAGUGCGCUUUUGACUUGUCUCCCGAAAAGGACUCCAGCACGAUGGAAUUAAACAGCAACGCGAAUGGGCACAGGUUACAGGAUGAUGAGGAUCUGCAGUUCCUUCUGAAGGGCAGCAAGCUCCACAAAGUGAAGUCCAAGUCCUGGAAGAAGCUUCGCUUCUACAAGCUGCAGGACGACUGCAAAACCAUCUGGCACGACUCCAAGAAGUUGCUGAGCAGCCCUGACAAGCACACCUUCUCUAUCCAGGACAUUGAGGAAGUGCGUCCAGGCCGGCAGUCUGAAGGCCUGCAGAAGAACGCCGGAGACGUCCCAGAUAGCUGCUGCUUUUCCAUCUUCUUCAAAGAUCAGAGGAAGAACCUGGAUCUGGUGGCCAGCUCCGAGGAAGAGGCUGGGCAGUGGGUCACAGGCCUGAAGAAAGUGAUCCGCCUGUCAGACAACCUGAACAGCAAGCAGAAGCAGGAGCACUGGAUUUACAGCUGUCUCCGCAAGGCCGACACAAACAGCGACAACAAGAUGACAUUCAAGGAGCUCAAGCACUUCCUGGGCGAGAUCAACGUCAAAGUAGAUGACCUCUACGCAGAGAAGCUUUUUAAUGAGUGCGACACAUCCCAUUCCAAAACGCUGGAAGGCUCUGAAAUCGAGGAGUUCUACAAGCGGCUGACCUACAGGAAUGAGAUCGAAGUGAUCUACUCGAAAUAUGCCAGCAGCAAGGGGAAGAUGAGUGUGGAGGAUCUGGGGAACUUCCUGAGGAUGGAGCAGCGUGAAGACGUGGGGCUGAACGAAGCUGUCGCACUCAUUCAGAAAUACGAGCUGGAUGAAGCAGCAAAAGAAAAGAAGCUGAUGAGCAGAGAUGGCUUCCUGAUGUACCUGCAGUCGAGUGACGGGCUGGUAUUGAACCCCAGACACACCCUGGUGUACCAGGACAUGAGCCAGCCUCUCAACCAUUACUUCAUCUCCUCCUCGCACAACACCUACCUGAUGGAGGACCAGCUCAAGGGACCCAGCAGCACCGAGGCCUAUGUCAGGGCUCUUACGAAAGGGUGCCGCUGUGUUGAACUGGAUUGCUGGGAUGGACCCAACGGUGAUCCCGUGAUCUAUCACGGGUACACCCUCACCUCCAAAAUACUCUUCAAAGACGUCAUCAGGACUGUCAAGGAGUACGCGUUCAAGAAUUCCGAGUACCCAGUGGUCCUGUCCUUGGAGACUCACUGCAGUAUGGACCAGCAGAAGGUGAUGGCCCAUCACAUGAAGACAAUCCUGGGGAGCAUGCUGCUGACCGCACCCCUGGGUGGCAAAAUGCCAACCCACUUCCCUUCCCCUGAGCAGCUGAAGGGGAAGAUCCUGGUGAAGGGGAAGAAGCUGCAGUCGCGGGAGCACAGCAUGACGAGCCCCGAGAGCCUGCAGGGGGAGGAGGAGGAGUCUGUGUCAGAGGAGGACGAGGCUGCAGACCUGCCAGAGGAGAAGGGCAUGCCCAAGGUACAGUGCGCUCCCGCUCCCCGUGAAGGCACUCUGCACCGGGAUCUGCUUCUCACACUGUCUGUCCUCUCCAUGCAGAAAUCCAAACUGAAACUGGCCAGGGAGCUCUCGGACUUGGUCGUUUUCUGCAAAAGUGUUCAUUUCCCUGGCUUUGAGACCGCCAGGGAGACCCAGGCUUUCUACGAGAUGUCUUCCUUCGGAGAGAGCAAGGCAUUCAAGUUAGCUCAGGAGUCUGCGAAUCGCUUUGUUAUUCACAACACCAGGCAGCUGAGCAGGACCUACCCCAGAGGCACGCGGACCGACUCCUCCAAUUACAAUCCUGUAGACUUGUGGAACGCAGGAUGUCAGAUAGUUGCCUUGAACUUCCAGACCUCUGAUAAAAGCAUGGAUCUGAACCAGGGCAAGUUCCAGCAGAAUGGAUUUAGCGGCUACAUUCUCAAACCGAGGUUCAUGCGAGAUGGGCAGACGCAGUUCAACCCCACGUCCAUCAUGCAAGGGGAGUGGCUGACUCCCAAGAAACUCCAUGUGAUGAUCAUAUCCGGCCAGCAGCUGCCGAAGGUGAACAAGAAUAAGAACAAUUCCAUUGUGGACCCGCUGGUCCGAAUCGAGAUCUCCGGGGUCCCACGUGAUGUGUGUUCAGCAGAGACUGAACACAUUGAAGAUAAUGGGUUUAACCCGAGCUGGAACAAGAACUUCCAGUUUGAUAUCUGUGUCCCGGAGCUGGCCCUCGUCCGCUUUGUGGUGGAAGACCACGACACCGCUUCCCGAAAUGACUUUGUGGCGCAGUACACACUACCAUUCAUGAGUUUACAGAACGGAUACCGCCACGUUCCUCUACUGACGAAGGAAGGGAACCCCAUUGCUUCCUCCUCCAUCUUCGUACACAUCAUGGUCGUUGACCAGUAGAAACAGCUUCACACGAAAAGCCUUAAAAACCAAAGACUUUCACAAUCAAGCCAUUCCAUUCCAUUUUUAUUUCAUGUUGGGUUUUUUAAUUGUAUCAUAUUUUAAUUUGUAUUGCUCUUUUUUAUGUUAACCCUAGUUUUAUCUUCUGUGAUUGAACAUUUAGGAGUAGCGUCUUUAUUCUUAAUAACACGUUUAAGGAAUGAUGAACUGGAGAGGAGUUUUUAGUAUUUUAAUAGCGCACAUAGCUAUGAUUAUAAAUGCAAUAGAAUGCCUGCCUUCUGUGGCUGGGUUACAAUAAGGAAUACACAGAAAGCUUACGGCUAGUGAGAUGUAGUUUGUCUUUUUCCAGAUUGUGAAUUGGAAGAGAAAGUAUCUUUCACAAAUGAAUUUUGAUUGUCGGUGAUUAAUCAUUAUAGGUUGAUUCGGUUUCAUUUGAUAUUUUUAAACUGUUCAUCUUUUUUGCGUUUUACUAAAAAGGGUCAACUUCAUCAACCCAUAGAAUCAGUUUUUUGUUUGUUCUACAUUUGAAUUCUGACAGUCUGUGUUAAACUGACUCUUGUGCCUACUAGCAUUCGGUGUUUUGGCACUGAAAAAAUCCAGUGUAUAAGGAAACUGCAGUUUUUUGCUUUGUAUUUCAGAUGUGUGCGACUGACUAAGAGAAUAAAUUAGGAUCUGCAGUGGUAGCCACAUCCAGCUAUUCACCUGUCACAAACAUGCUGCAGCUUGGAAAUUCAGAUUUCAAACCAUCAUUGAAUCAGCUGCACUUAAUUAGCAGAAAGUGCAUGACUUAAAACAGCAGGGGGCGCUGUGGACUUGAAGACUAAUCUUUAAAACGAUCGUGCAUUUUGUCAGAGCAGCUAAACUGCACAUGGUUUGGAGUUGUGCUCAAGGGCAUGAGGUUUAAACAGGCUUUUAGUGAAACAGUCGGUUGGUACAAAGAAGUGCCGAGGCUUGGAAGAGCUUGAAGCCUGAAGUGCCUCAGCCCUUCGAGAGAGCAUCCCUCCAACCUGGAGCAAUGCCUGUGUGAAGAAGUACAGCCCUAUCUUCGCACCAAGUCAUUUGUUAUUAAUGCGUGCAAUGUGUAUUUACAGUAACUAGCUGCACAGUAAAACAAAAUCAGCAAAUCAACAGAAAUAACAUAAUGCACACUUUAAACAAAAUCGAAAAACACAAAUCUAGAGUCUCAUUGUUUACAGCAGUGUUGAUAGCGUUAACAUGUAUCAAUGGAACAGGAGGAGAUGUGCUGCAGUGUUGGAAAUAUCAGUUGCUAAUUUAAGUGUAAAUUAAAAUUGAGCUUGAGAGCGAACAAUGGAAGAGUCUGAAUUUGUUCGUUUCAGAGAAAUCGCUCAGCUGUGUAUUGAGAUGAAACCGGUGGUAGACUCUGCUCCAGGUCGCCAGCCUCGGUCUCCAAACACUAUCCUCCUUUCAGACUCCUGUGUGACAGGGCAGGGUUUGGGUUUCAAAUCAAUCUGUUGUGUAUUUUCUUCCUCAUGCAUUCACAAUGUUUCCAGUAUUUUGAAAAACACUGUUCCUUGUUAUUAAAUACUUUGUCAUACAAA